AUUCUUAUUGAAAGAAAAAGUUUACAGAUAUAGACCAUCUGCGGCUGACGGAUUCAAUGUAGAAUUUGUGAUUCCUGCUUAUUUGAGUAAAAGAUGGUGCAGGUCCAAACUGAAGGUCUAGCGGAGUAUAUCCUGGUCCAGCACAGAUGGAUCAUAGUGCUUCUGGCGUUGCUGCCCAUGUCCGGCGUCUGGAAGCUUUGGUCUAUCGUCAGGAAUUACGUGGUCUUCAAGAUGAGCAGCGCGCCUAAGAUGCACGAUAAGAAGGUCAAGGAUGUACAGAGACAGGUAAAGCAGUGGUUGGAGAGCGGCCGCAGCACGCACAUGUGCACGGCGCGGCCGACGUGGCAGACCAUGUCCUUCCGCCAGGGGAUCUACAAGAAGACCUUCACCAACAUCAGGGUCAACCUCGUCGACGUCCUCGAGGUCGACACUAAAAACAUGACCGUACGUUGCGAGCCCCUGGUGACCAUGGGCCAGCUCUCCCGCACGCUGCAGCCCCUGGGCCUGGCCUUACCAGUGGUCCCAGAGCUAGACCAGUUGACAGUCGGAGGGCUGGUGAUGGGCACAGGAGUAGAGACAUCUUCUCACAUCUUCGGGUUGUUCCAACAUAUAUGUCUCCAGUAUGAACUGGUUUUGGCCGAUGGAUCAGUUGUGACGUGUAGUAAGAAUGAGAACCCGGAUUUAUUCUACGCGGUUCCCUGGUCCUACGGAACCCUGGGAUUCCUGGCAUCGGUUGUUAUUCAAGUUAUCCAAGCGAAAAAAUACGUGAGGGUCCAGUAUGAGUCCUAUACGAACAUAAAAGAGCUGUCAGCGCGCUUCAGCAAGGAAUCCCUAGCUGUCGAUCCUCACCAGUUUGUGGAAGCCAUUAUGUUCAGCAGAGACCAUGGCGUGGUCAUGACCGCUGAUAUGGUGGACGAGGUCGGCCCUGGUGGAACUUUCAAUCCAAUCGGCAAGUGGUACUCGGAGUGGUUCUUCAAGCAGGUGGAGAGGCACCUUCAGAAUUUCAUCUAUGGCUUCAAGCGUCCCGUGGUAGAGUACAUCCCUCUCAGGGACUACUACCACAGGCAUUCAAAGAGUCUAUUUUGGGAAGUCCAGGACAUCGUCCCAUUCGGCAACAACCUGAUCUUCCGUCUCCUGUUCGGCUGGCUGAUGCCCCCUGAGGUGUCUCUGCUGAAGCUGACCCAGCCCGAGGUAGUCGCCAGGCUGUACGAGAAGGCCCACGUGCUGCAGGACAUGCUGGUCCCCAUUGAACACCUGGAGAACGCUAUUAACAAGUUCCAUGAAGAGUUUGAGGUGUAUCCGCUAUGGUUGUGUCCGUUCAGAGUCCGUAACGAGCCGGGCAUGCUGCGAGUGAAGACUGGCUCCGAGUCGCAGAUGUUUGUUGAUGUCGGGGUCUACGGCGUGCCUAAAGCCAACAACUAUGAGACUGUACCAUCAACCCGUCGCAUUGAAGAAUUUGUGACCAAUCACAAUGGGUUCCAGAUGCUUUACGCGGAUACCUACACCACUAGAGAGGAGUUUCGCCGCAUGUUCGAUCACACCCUAUAUGACAAGGUCCGAGAGAGCCUGCCCUACUGCAAGGAAGCCUUCCCUGAGGUCUACGGGAAGGUCAACAGGAGUGUUAGGAAAUAA
Amyelois transitella is the source of this 1632-nucleotide messenger RNA. RefSeq names its product delta(24)-sterol reductase. Gene Ontology annotation, biological process: steroid metabolic process. Lineage: Eukaryota; Metazoa; Arthropoda; Insecta; Lepidoptera; Pyralidae. The record is from RefSeq and is a predicted model, not a curated record. Bases 94 to 1632 code for a protein of 512 amino acids. Gene Ontology annotation, molecular function: Delta24(24-1) sterol reductase activity; FAD binding. The transcript is spliced from 11 exons. Gene Ontology annotation, cellular component: cytoplasm; membrane.